AUGGAUGUAGGAUGUGGUACCAGCCAAGCUCCAGUAGGAUGUGGUGGCCGUGAUAUUGACAGGGCUGCAAUAGGAGGUCGUGGUCAUGGUACCCGCUGGGCUCCGGUAAGAGGUCGUGGUCAUGGUACCCGCUGGGCUCCGGUAAGAGGUCGUGGUCAUGGUACUAAUAGGGCUCCGGUAAGACGUGGUACCAGCUGGGCUCCGGUAAGAGUUGGUGGCCAUGAUAUCAGCCGGGCUACUAUAGGAGGUGGAGGCCGUGGUACCAGCUGGGCUCCGGUAAGAGGUCAUGGCCGUGGUACCAGCUGGGCUCCGGUAAGAGGUGGUGGUCAUGGUACCCGCUGGGCUCCGGUAAGAGGUCAUGGUCAUGGUACUGAUAGGGCUCCGGUAGGACGUGGUACCGGCUGGGCUCCGGUAAGAGGUGGUGGUCGUGGUAUCAGCUGGGCUUCUAUAGGAGGUGGUGGUGGUGGUACCAGCUGGGCUCCGGUAAGAGGUGGUGGUCGUGGUAUCAGCCGGGCUACUAUAGGAGGUGGUGGUACCAGUUGGGCUCCGAUAAGAGGUCGUGGUCAUGGUACCAGCUGGGCUCCGGUAAGAGGUAGUGGUGGUGGUACCGACAGCGCUGCAGUAGGAGGUGGUGGCCAUGAUAUUGAUAGUGCUCCGGUAGAAGGUGGUACCGACACGGCUGCAUCAAGAGGUGGUGUCAAUGAUACUGACAGGGCUACUCUAGGAGUUGUUGGCAAUGAUCCUGACAGGGCUUUGGCAGGAGGUGGUGGUGGUGGUACCGACAGCGCUGCAGUAGGAGGUGGUGGCCAUGAUAUUGAUAGUGCUUCGGUAGGUGUUGGCCAUGAUAUUGAUAGGGCUCCGGUAGAAGGUGUUGGCCAUGAUAUUGAUAGUGCUCCGGUAGAAGGUGGUGGUACCAACAGGGCUACUCCAGGAGUUGGCAAUGAUCCUGACAGGGCUUCGGCAGGAGGUGGUGGCGUAAUGUUCCUCAAGGGCACUCACAAACACAACACGUAUGUAGAUGCAUUAUAUUUUGCAGUAGUAACUUUUAGCUCAGUUGGAUACGGAGAUCUUGUUCCUAACACCAUAUUGACCAAGAUGUUAAUGGAAUGGAUUGAUAGUGUUUAUUUGUCCAUCAUAUCCAUUUCAACCGUUGGAUACGGUGAUUUAUCUUUUAGUACUGUAAAAGGAAGAUGUUCUGCUUUAGUCUUGCUUUCGAUAAGCACAAAGCGGAUAAUCUUAUCAAGAGAAUUGGUUGCUGCUGAUGUGGAUAAAGAUGGAUAUAUCAGUAAAUUUAAAUAUAUCUUAUACAAGCUUCAACAAAUGGGGAAGAUAACCGAGCAAGACAUUCAUCUAAUAGACCAGCUAUUUAAUUCAUUGGAUCCUCUCACAGAUUUGGCAAGUUUAGACUUGCUACUCGUGCUACCCUCCUAG
Messenger RNA from Gastrolobium bilobum, 1431 nucleotides. Its product is annotated as protein RNA-directed DNA methylation 3-like. The transcript is spliced from 5 exons. NCBI's taxonomy places the organism in Eukaryota, Viridiplantae, Streptophyta, Magnoliopsida, Fabales, Fabaceae. Bases 1 to 1431 code for a protein of 476 amino acids. The record is from RefSeq and is a predicted model, not a curated record.